AUGUUGAUGCGCUGUCGCAUCACUCGUGCUCGUGAGGGUGCCGCUCCGAAUCAGGUGUUUUACGAUGAAAAUGGACACAUUAUCCAGCUGGAAAAGAGCGAAGGAGAGGAGCUGGAAUUCUAUGACAUUGAAAGCAUAGAGGAAUUUUUCGAAACUCCGCAAUUGUCAUUAUCGAAUGAACAACGAGCAACAGCUGCAGUACAGAAAAAUGUCUGUACGUUGCAAGAUUCAGCCAGAUAUGAAGGUUCGCAGUACAGCUGUAAUGUAAACUAUGGUGAUCAAUGA
Messenger RNA from Gongylonema pulchrum, 285 nucleotides. Lineage: Eukaryota; Metazoa; Nematoda; Chromadorea; Rhabditida; Gongylonematidae. The record is from the annotation of a GenBank genome assembly.